AUGGAUCAUAAAGAGAGCAGACGCCUGCUGAUCGACGAAAUUCCCCAUGACCCGGCCGAUGACGACGCCAGCGGUGCAGAGGCGGAGCACCGACCGCUCCUUUCGAACCGCCCCCCGCCCAGCGAGAACCCCGGGGCCGCGCCCCCGCCCGCCGCGGCGCCCGCGCCGACGCCGUGGCACGCAGCCGGCGCCCCACAUUCAUAUGCAGGCGCCCCUGGCACUGCCGAGGCCGGCCCCGGGCCCUAUGACGACGCGGCCGCAGCGGCGGCGUGGUCACAGCCGCUUGGCGGCAGCUGCGGGCGAGGGGAAUCGAUCGUGGUGUCGCUACCCCAGGAGCAGCACACGUGCCGCAUAUGCUUCGGUGAGCGCGACAGCCCUCGUGCGGCGGGCGCGCCCAACAGCUAG
This is a messenger RNA of Monoraphidium neglectum, 405 nucleotides long. RefSeq lists its product as hypothetical. The coding region runs from base 1 to 405 and encodes 134 amino acids. The transcript has a single exon. The record is from RefSeq and is a predicted model, not a curated record. NCBI's taxonomy places the organism in Eukaryota, Viridiplantae, Chlorophyta, Chlorophyceae, Sphaeropleales, Selenastraceae.